AUGCUGGCGGUGAAGGGCCCCGGCGACAGCCUGGGGCUGCCGUCGCUGAUGGAGGGGCGCGGCCAGGACCACCGGUGGCGCGUCUUCUGCCGCGCGCGGGGGGAGGUUACGACCAUCACCGCGCGCAUCAGGGACCUGCAGCAGCUGGUGCAGCAGCAUCCUGACGUGGCGCCAGCGGUGCAGCAGAUCGCGACGCAGCAGGAGACGGACAUGGCCGUGGCAGAGGCCAUGCGGCGCCUGAAGAUAUUCAACAGUUCCUCAUCAAGCCUCCGGCGCAGCGGCGGCUGCGGCCCGGGGCCCGCGUGCGGCGCGCCCGCGCACGGCGCCUGUGAGCGGCCGUUGGCGCCGCUCGCGGCCGGCCGGGAGUGA
Messenger RNA from Monoraphidium neglectum, 369 nucleotides. RefSeq lists its product as hypothetical. NCBI's taxonomy places the organism in Eukaryota, Viridiplantae, Chlorophyta, Chlorophyceae, Sphaeropleales, Selenastraceae. The transcript has 2 exons. The record is from RefSeq and is a predicted model, not a curated record. Bases 1 to 369 code for a protein of 122 amino acids.